AACGAUUGUUGUUUUUCCCUAAACAGAUGACAAGUAGUUAAUGCAAAAAUACCCGGAGUUAUUCCUGUCAUAAAUUCAAACCCAAACAAUUAUACAUUUAGACGCAUCAAAGGCAAAACUAUGGACGAAUUUUCGAGACAGCAUAUGGAUGACUGCUUUCUGCGGACGCCCAGCGAUGUCCGUACCACCAAUGUGCCGGCUCCAGCCAAAUCAGCAACGGACAAUAAAUCACGUAAAACGGAACUUCAUGUCCUCCGACUGAACGAGGCAUCCCAGCAAAUGACCAUGGACACAUUGCGCUCCAUCCACGGAUCGGAAUUUAAGCUGGAAGACAUCAGUAAAUAUAAGGAUCGGGGGAGAGGCGGUGGUGGCGUAAAGCAUGCCUAUUGGAAUGAUCGUGGAACUUUAAUGGUUCAAAGUGUACAAGGUGUCAGCUCUAAGUCAGGAACUGGUGGAGCCGCUGACUCCGAUAGUGAUCGUUUGCGCCGAUAUGCCUUGCUGAAGCUAGAAAAUUAUGGUUUCCAUACCGCACACUGCCUGGAAGCAUAUGAACAUUGCUCCCAUGAUACUGAGGCUGCGUUAUUACUGCUCUAUAGACGUUAUAUGCGUGUCCCCGAACAAGAUGAAUUGGCCCUGGAGGCACCUAGCGAGCCAGAGCUGCUGCAAAUGCGCGAAGAUGAGAAGGAAGCUCUAGAAUCCAUUUACGAUAAAGCCUAUGAAGAACGAGAGCGAAAUAGCGUAUGGAAUCUAAAGUUUAAAAUCGAUCAUCUGCUCUCACACAGUCCCUCCGAGGUGCGAAAGGCUAGGGAGGCGGCAGCUGCGGCGGCUGCAGCAGCUCAGGCCUUAGCUCUGGAGAAGAAAAAGAAGGCACCUCUACGUUGUCGCAACUUCGAUAGGGAUGGAACGUGUAAAUUUGGCAGUAAGUGUCGAUAUGCCCAUGUGCCGCCUGCUCAGCCCGACACGCCAAAAAAGGCCUCUGGUGAUAGUUUAGAUGAGAAUGACAAUGAGCUGUGGUUCCAUGUGGAGGUGCGAUUUCCACCUGGCAGCCGUUACCCCUAUGAGGCCCCAUUUGUAUACCUGAAAACCACUUGUCAUGAUAUUCCACAUGAGCUGAGACUACGUUAUGCCCGCCAUCUUUACAAGGAGGCUAGAGAGAUUUGCCGAGAUGGCAUCCCCUGUGUGUUCAGUAUCUGUGAUCUCCUGCAAAACAAUGAAGAGCUGUCUGGUAGUUUGGAUACCACACGAUUCCCCUCGCCCAAGCGUUCUUUGUUCUAUGAUGAGCCCGAAGGUGGUCAAGCUAACGAUGAUGCCAAUGGAGAAGGCCUUCAAAAGGCAAAACCUACGCAUUAUGCGCGAGGUCAAACGGCACGCAACAUUGAUGGCUCCGGAUCAAGAAAUGUAGAGGCUUUGAAACGUGAAAAUCGACGGCUCCUGCAGCAGUUCACUGAGCGACGACGAGAUGAGCGUUACCAGAAAGUAAUUGAUGGACGUAAACAGCUUCCCGCCUUUGCCGAAAUGGAGAGAAUUCUAGCUCUAAUUGAACGGUCACCGGUGGUGGUGAUAUCGGGUGAAACGGGUUGCGGCAAAAGUACACAGGUGCCACAGUUUAUUCUGGACAAUUGGUUCUUUCAAUCCCUUCAACGUUCCGAUGACAAGAACAAAGAUAUGCCUCAUGUCGAGAUCAUUUGCACGCAGCCUCGUCGACUUUCGGCCAUUGGUGUGGCUGAACGAGUGGCUGCCGAGCGUCUGGAUCGGAUUGGACAACUGGUUGGCUAUCAGAUACGACUCGAGAACAAGGUAUCGUCCAGCACCCGCUUGAGUUUCUGUACAACAGGAAUCUUGUUGCGUCGCCUGGCCUCUGAUCCAUUGCUGGGCACUGUUACCCAUGUCAUUGUGGAUGAGGUCCAUGAACGAUCCGAAGAAUCUGAUUUCUUGUUGCUGAUACUCAAGCAUAUACUAAGAGAACGCAAGGAUCUAAAGGUGAUCCUUAUGUCGGCUACCCUAAAUGCCUCUCUUUUCUCUGACUAUUUCGGUGGUGCACCAGUUUUGGACAUACCCGGACGAACGUUUCCUGUUCAGCAACUAUUUCUCGAAGAUAUACUCGAGGUCAGUAAUUUUGUAAUGGAAACUGAUACGAAAUUCUGUCGCAAGUUGAAAAAAUCGGAGCAGGAGGACUUAAUGCGUGAACUGGAAUAUGCCGAUGUCCAGGCAACGGGUCAGCCUCCCGGCAAAAAAAUCAAAGACGAGAAACUAACCCUCGCUGAAACCUAUAAUCGAUAUGCCGAUUUCAGCAAAACAACGUGCAAAAGCAUUUACCUUAUGGAACCCAUGAUGAUCAAUCCAGAACUGAUUGAAUCGGUUUUGACCUACAUUGUGGAGGGCUCACAUGAGUGGCCACGUGAGGGUACAAUACUUAUAUUCCUUCCAGGCUUCCAAGAGAUACAAACUGUACACGAUUCACUCUUGGAUCAUUCGCUCUUCUCACCAAGGGCUGGCAAAUUUGUAUUAGUACCAUUGCAUUCAUCGCUCUCUGGUGAUGAUCAGGCUUUGGUCUUUAAGCGGGCUCCUCAGGGAAAGCGUAAAAUUGUGCUUAGCACGAAUAUAGCUGAAACCUCAGUGACAAUUGACGAUUGUGUCUUUGUUAUCGACUGCGGCCUGAUGAAGGAGAAAUGCUUCGACUCGAAUCGGAAUAUGGAAUCUCUUGAUCUUGUCUGGGUGUCGCGGGCGAAUGCUAAACAACGAAAAGGUCGUGCUGGUCGUGUUAUGCCCGGCAUUUGUAUUCAUUUGUAUACGAGUCAUCGGUUUCAUCAGCAUUUCUUGGGCCAACCAGUGCCAGAGAUUCAGCGUGUUCCGCUCGAGCAGAUUGUGCUGCGAAUUAAAACUCUCCAAAUGUUUGCCAGACUAAACACACUCUCCGUUCUGCUAGAGACCCUAGAGGCCCCCAGCGAGGACAGCGUUAUGGGUGCCUUGAGUCGUCUGCGCAAUGUUGGCGCUCUUGAUGCUGAAGAUCAAUUGACGCCUUUGGGUCAUCAUCUGGCUGCUUUGCCGGUGGAUGUGCGCAUUGGCAAACUGAUGUUAUAUGGUGCUAUCUUCCAGUGCCUAGACAGCGUUCUGACAAUUGCCGCUUGCUUGAGCAAUAAAUCACCAUUUGUGAGUCCGCUCAAUAAGCGAACAGAGGCAGACAAAGCCAAGCGUUUGUUCGCCUUGGGCAACAGUGAUCAUCUAACCGUAUUGCAGGCCUAUCGGAAAUGGCUUGAUGUUGCCAAACGUGGCAAUUAUACAGCCAGCAGAAAUUAUGCCAACGAACAUUUCCUCUCGCUCAACACAUUGGAAACAAUAGCCGAUCUUAAAUAUCAGUAUCUAGAGCUAUUGGUUUCCAUUGGAUUUGUGCCCAUCAAUGUGCCACGUAGACGCAAAAAUGACAAUGAUAAUAUACUCCAACUGACAGGAAUGGAACAGAAUCAUAAUGGUGACAAUAAUCGCUUGCUUACCUCCCUCCUCUGUGCGGCCCUCUAUCCGAAUAUUGUGAAAAUUAUGACUCCGGAACGUGUCUAUAUACAAACUGCUGGCGGUGCUGUACCCCGUGAACCCAGUCAUUUGGAUUUGCGUUUCAAGACACAUGGAGAUGGUUAUGUGAAAAUUCAUCCAUCAUCAGUUAACUCACAGGUGGCUGUAUUUCAGUCACCAUUUUUGGUUUAUCAGGAGAAAGUGCGUACGACUUCCAUAUAUAUACGGGAUUGCUCAAUGCUGCCACUCGUUGCUCUUGUCCUAUUCGCUGGCAGCGAUUUUAAGGUGGAACUCCACGAUGGCGAUUUUCUAUUUCUCCUUGAGGGCGGUUGGAUUAUACUGAAGGCCCAUGAUUAUGAGACGGCCGAAAUGGUGCAGUGUCUGCGUAGAGAACUCAUUAAAUUGCUAGAGGAAAAAAUCAGGGAUCCAUGCCUCAAUUUGAUGCAUCAUAAAAAUGGCUGCCGCAUUAUAAACAACAUUGUUCAAUUGAUUAGUAACAAUUGAUGACCAAAUUUUUAGCCGUUUGUAUACAAAUUGAUUGUGUGUAUUUUUUAUUAUAGAUAUUCUAGCCGAUUUACAAGAAUUGUAUAUAGCCAAUUGAUAAUUAAAUUAAUUUCGAAAGCAA
Messenger RNA from Drosophila willistoni, 4132 nucleotides. RefSeq names its product putative ATP-dependent RNA helicase DHX57. The record is from RefSeq and is a predicted model, not a curated record. The transcript is spliced from 5 exons. NCBI's taxonomy places the organism in Eukaryota, Metazoa, Arthropoda, Insecta, Diptera, Drosophilidae. Bases 121 to 4011 code for a protein of 1296 amino acids. Gene Ontology annotation, molecular function: ATP binding; RNA binding; protein binding. Gene Ontology annotation, cellular component: intracellular anatomical structure.